AAUUACACAUGUCAGGAAAUCCCACGUGGCUGGAUACACACUUCUCCAGCUGCAAAUUUACGCAUUAAUUUAGUAAAAGUUACGAAAACUUUCAAAUUUACAACGAAUUAAGUGUUAAACUUGCAAUAUAAUUUUGAACAAUGUUAAAGUUUUCACUUUUCUUCACUUUUACAUUUCUGAUCUUGUUACUUUUCCCAUUUCCUGGAAACCUGUCAAGUCAAGAAGAACGCAUCGGUUCUGUAUCGUUGCGAGGUUACGACUUGACUUGGGAACUUUUUGAGGCUGAGAAUAAAAUCAGGUUCAAAUAUAAGGUCAGAACGAGUGGGUGGGUGGGGUUGGGACUAAAUGAGAAUAUCGGCAUGAACGGGGCUCAACUUGUCAUGGCCGGCGUCACGACGGGGGGAGAAAACGGGACACACAUUUAUCAUCAUAAAUAUAUCGGAGCUGUGAACGGUCUGGGGGGAGAAUAUGAAGGGUCAAUGUGGACCUUUCUGACCGCACGAGAACUUCCCGAUGGGAUUUAUACGAUUGCAGAGUGGGAACGCGCCCUCACGUCGGAGGAUGACCUCGAACUCAAAAUUAUUCCGAAAGCCCCUUUAUACGUCCUAUUCGCCUACGGGACAGACGACGAGAUCAAGCUACAUCGAACCUGGGAAAUGGAACGGAUCGAUUUUUACUACACAAAACCUGGUCCAAAGAACAAUCAGAGGACAGAAUUUUAAAUAUACGAUAGCCUUGAUUAAAUAUUUACUUACAGGGUGAUUCAAAUGUCUCACUAGAAAAUAUUGCAAAGGGGAAAGCCCAUAAAUCUUCGGAACAAAAUUUCGGUAACUAAAGGGUGCCGUGCCGAUUUAAUUCGAUCACAUUUUUUACCAGAAUAAAAUUAUUGUUUUUUUCGAAA
Messenger RNA from Folsomia candida, 901 nucleotides. Its product is annotated as putative DBH-like monooxygenase protein 2. The transcript has 3 exons. Bases 141 to 722 code for a protein of 193 amino acids. The record is from RefSeq and is a predicted model, not a curated record. Lineage: Eukaryota; Metazoa; Arthropoda; Collembola; Entomobryomorpha; Isotomidae.